Messenger RNA from Leopardus geoffroyi (Geoffroy's cat), 1384 nucleotides. It is a transcript of the gene PRICKLE4, whose product is annotated as prickle planar cell polarity protein 4. The coding region runs from base 122 to 1360 and encodes 412 amino acids. The record is from RefSeq and is a predicted model, not a curated record. Lineage: Eukaryota; Metazoa; Chordata; Mammalia; Carnivora; Felidae. The transcript has 7 exons. Gene Ontology annotation, molecular function: zinc ion binding.
GGAAGCAUUCGGGGGGCAUCCCGGAGAAUGGUGGCUCUGCGGGCGUAACAGAAUUCGCAAGAGUGAGGGGGUUCUGAGGGCUCCAGGACUAGCGAAGGUGUGUCCGGAGACUUUGUCACCAAUGUCAGUGCUGAAGUCUGGCUGGCCCCACCGAGGGGAGAGCCUCACCCCUUGGGAGCUAGGUCCGCCAGCCGACUCAGACACUGACCCAGGCCACUUGCCCAAGGAGGAUCCUGAGGAAACUUCUGAGCAGGACCCUGAAAUUCUGAGCUUGGGGCUUCCUGGCUUGGACACCAACUGGGCCCCCAACCAGCCUGGGCUUCGGAUCCUCCUGCAGCAGCUGCCUCCACAGGACAGCGACGUUCUACAACCUUCCUCUGACCCAGCGGCUAAGCCUUCUCUCUCCAAUCGAACUUCAGUCUUGCCUGCUGGGGGCUCUCCCACUCACAGUGGAGGCCUGUUUUUGCAGGAGCGCUACUGCCUGGCCCUUGGGGAGGAUGAGCUGGCAGAGCUGCGGCUCUUCUGUGCUCAGAGGAGGCGGGAGGCCCUGGGACAGGGGGUGGCCCUCCUGGUACCUCCCGAGCUGCCAGAACACACCUGCGAGAAGUGCAGGGAGCGGCUGAGGCCAGGGGAGUACGGAGUGUUCGCAGCCCGGGCAGGGGAGCGGCGCUACUGGCACCGGGCUUGCUUUGCCUGCCAGGCCUGCGGCCAGGCCCUGAUAAACCUCAUCUACUUCUACCACGACGGGAGUCUUUACUGCGGCCGCCAUCACGCAGAGCUGCUGCGGCCGCGCUGCCCGGCUUGUGACCAGCUGAUCUUCUCCCGGCGCUGCACCGAGGCGGAGGGACGGCGCUGGCACGAGAACCACUUCUGCUGUCAGGACUGCGCCGGGCCCUUAGGCGGGGGACUUUAUGCCCUGCCGGGGGGCGGCCCCUGCUGCCCCAGCUGCUUUGAGAGUCGCUAUUCGGUUUCCGGCUCGAGCCGGGCCCAGACACUGGAAGGGGAGGCUGGUGUUGACAGAGUUGAAGAAAGGGACCGCACCCCGCUGGAUGCCGCUACGGUCUCCCGAGCUGCCCUUCUCGCCGCUGCCCCCCGCUCCAGUCUGGAAACCCAGAGGGAGCUGCUUGGAUCCAGUCCAAGGCAGCAGCGUCGAACGGGGGACAAGGUGGAGGCACCCACAGGGCGGGAGCAGGGCCGCCUGGAGACGCCCCUCGAUGCCUGCCCCACCUGCUCCUCUUCUUCUGACUCGGAACCCGAAGGCUUUUUCUUAGGCCAGCGUCUUCCCGGGCCCUGGAAGACCCCCAGAAGCCUCCAAGCUGGGGACAGCGACACCUCCAGGAAGCACUGCACCAUUUGCUAGUGGCGCAGCCCGGAGACGGGGGAG